AUGAAGCGUUUCAACAAAUCUGUUGAACCAUUUUUGUCAGCAAACUACAAUAUCUCAGAGGACGUUUUCAACUGGUGGAAGCGCUUACAGCGUGCAAAGGGCAACUUCAGUACCUUCAGAGGAAAAGUGGACAGGCUGUUUCUGACAGUGCCACCCAGUCCAGAUGUUCUAGAAUCCAGCCCUGACCGCUGCAGGACUUGUGCUGUGGUGGGGAAUUCUGGUAAUUUGAGGAGAUCACAUUAUGGACCUCUCAUAGAUUUCCACAAUGUCAUCAUAAGAGUGAACGCUGGUCAAAUCAAAGGCUUUGAAGCAGAUGUUGGGACCAGAACAACUCAUCAUGUCAUGUAUCCAGAGAGUUCUGUGGAUUUAGAUAACACCACUCAUCUUGUGCUGGCUCCAUUUAAGAUGGUUGACUUUGACUGGCUCACAGGAGCCCUCACCACAGGAUUUAAGUCAAUACCACGUUGGGGUGUAAGAUCAAAAAUCAAAGCUAACAAGGAUUUGGUGAUGGUCCUUAAUCCAGCUUUUAUGAGGUAUGUUCAUGACAGGUGGCUGGAAAAGAAAGGUUAUUACCCCUCCACUGGCUUUCUGGCUUUGGUUCUUGCCCUGCAUAUGUGUGAUGAGGUCAGUGUGUUUGGUUAUGGAGCAGACAGUGAUGGAAACUGGAGUCAUUACUGGGAAAAACUCAUAAACAAAGACUUAAAAACUGGGCCACAUCCUGGAGAUACAGAGUAUAGAAUGAUCCAGGAGCUAAAUGAGCAACAGAAACUCAAGUUUUAUACAGGGUUCUGAGGUUUUUCUCAGCAUUUAAAGGAAGGUUAGUAGUAGGUAACAGUAGAAGACUUACAAUUCUGAUCAAGUCGCCUCUUUUUCACAUUCAUUUGAAAACAUUAUGGUAGGAACGGGUUGCUGGGACAGUA
This is a messenger RNA of Perca flavescens (yellow perch), 920 nucleotides long. RefSeq names its product CMP-N-acetylneuraminate-beta-galactosamide-alpha-2,3-sialyltransferase 1-like. Gene Ontology annotation, biological process: sialylation. NCBI's taxonomy places the organism in Eukaryota, Metazoa, Chordata, Actinopteri, Perciformes, Percidae. Gene Ontology annotation, cellular component: membrane. Gene Ontology annotation, molecular function: beta-galactoside (CMP) alpha-2,3-sialyltransferase activity. Bases 1 to 792 code for a protein of 263 amino acids. The record is from RefSeq and is a predicted model, not a curated record. The transcript has 6 exons.